Myotis daubentonii (Daubenton's bat) is the source of this 1383-nucleotide messenger RNA. It is a transcript of the gene PRSS27, whose product is annotated as serine protease 27. Gene Ontology annotation, biological process: proteolysis. The record is from RefSeq and is a predicted model, not a curated record. Gene Ontology annotation, molecular function: serine-type endopeptidase activity. NCBI's taxonomy places the organism in Eukaryota, Metazoa, Chordata, Mammalia, Chiroptera, Vespertilionidae.
ACACUAGUGCUCUCGGAGAUCCCGCCACUGCUGUCCCCCACCCGGCGCCCCAGCCAGGCCUGAGAUCAUGAGGCAGCCGCCAGCUGUGGCCCUGCUCCUGCUGCUGCUGCUGCUUCGGUUUGAGAGAGCCGUGGGCUGGGCUGUAGCCUCGGGAUUGAAGUUAGAUUGGAGACAUGCUCCUUGGAACAGACUGUGAGAACGUCCAGACCUCUGAAAUGCAAAGGCCGCUCUCAGGGACUCUUCCUUUAUCCCAGCUCAAGGCUGUCCAAGGGACUCAGAUGACCAAAGCAUUGAACGUCUGCGGGCGCCCGAGGAUGCUGAACCGGAUGGUGGGUGGGCAGGAUGCCUUGGAGGGCGAGUGGCCAUGGCAGGUCAGCAUCCAGCGAAAUGGAAGCCACUUCUGUGGGGGCAGCCUCAUCACAGAUCGGUGGGUCCUCACUGCGGCGCACUGCUUCUCCAACUCUCUGCUCUUUCCCACCAGCACCUCUGAAACAUCCUUGUACCGGGUCCUGCUGGGGGCGCGGCAGCUGGUGAAGCCAGGACCACAUGCCACGUAUUCACGCGUGAAGCUGGUGAAAAGCAACCCCCUAUACCAGGGCAUGGCCUCCAGUGCCGAUGUGGCCCUGGUGGAGUUGGAGGCACCUGUGACCUUCACCAAUUAUAUCCUCCCCGUGUGCAUGCCUGACCCCUCGAUCACCUUUGAGUCGGGCAUGGAAUGCUGGGCCACUGGCUGGGGCAGCCCCAGUGAGCAAGAUCGCUUGCCUAACCCUCGAAUCCUCCAGAAACUCGCUGUGCCCAUCAUUGACACGCCCAAGUGUAACCUACUCUACAGCAAAGAUGCUGAGUCCGGCUUUCAGCCGAAAACCAUCAAGGACGACAUGCUGUGUGCUGGCUUUGCCGAGGGCAAGAAGGACGCCUGCAAGGGUGACUCAGGAGGCCCCCUGGUGUGCCUGGUGGACCAGUUGUGGCUACAGGCUGGAGUGAUCAGCUGGGGUGAGGGCUGUGCCCGCCGGAACCGCCCAGGUGUCUACAUCCGGGUUACCUCCCAUUAUGACUGGAUCCAUCGGAUCAUCCCGGAACUGCAGUUUCGGCAUGCCAGGUCGGGCGGCCAGAAGCGGGGGCCCCGGGUCCAGCAGCCCCGCGUUCAAAGCUUUGCACCCUGCCUGGCGGCCCACACUGUCCUCCUGGUCCUCAUGGCCCUACUCACCUGCUUCUGAGCCCUGCUCAGGCAGGUAGGCGAGUGUGGCCACCGGAGCCCACAUGUACAUUUGUAAAUAGCUGUUUCUCUCUUCUUUCAAAUGCCAGUUAUUUUUAUUUAUGUUCACCCUCCAAUAAAAACCUAACCUCAGUACCAGCUGCCAGGUAUGGGGAGUGGAGGGGCAC